Molecule: messenger RNA, 1719 nt
Organism: Spizellomyces punctatus DAOM BR117
Lineage: Eukaryota; Fungi; Chytridiomycota; Chytridiomycetes; Spizellomycetales; Spizellomycetaceae
Exons: 3
Coding region: 30-1517 (495 amino acids)
Molecular function (GO): palmitoyltransferase activity
Source: RefSeq, a predicted model, not a curated record
ACUUCAAAGCUCUCUGUUCUGCGACCAUAAUGGCAAAGGGCUGGGCAUGGUGGGGGCGACUAAUUGUAAUAGGGGUGACCCUGCUAAUCGUAUUUGUCCUUGUAACAACUCAGGUGUUUAUAUUUUGGCCUUGGCUAUCGUUUCACCCCGAACGGAACCUCUAUCUCUGGCUAGGGCCAUUUAAUGUUGGUGUCCUAUCGAUCUUCGUCAAUUACUAUCUAGGCGUAGUCACAGACCCAGGUCGUGUACCAGCAAGUUACGACCCGCUCAAAGAGCACGACCGGGGGGAGAAGGAGGAAAGUGGAAAAGCAAGGAGACGAGGAAGACGACCAAAAAAUUCUAUCCCGGAUAGGGCCGUGAAGGCUAAACCGGCAAAGCCGAGAUGGUGUAAGACAUGUAUGGUGUAUAAACCACCACGGAGCCAUCAUUGCAGUGUAUGUAAUCGUUGUGUAUUGAAGAUGGAUCAUCACUGCCCAUGGUUAAACAAUUGCAUUGGCCACGCGAAUCAAGCACAUUUCCUUCGCUUUGUGCUUUCCGUAACAUUUUCUGCUCUUUCGUGCCUCAGUCUCAUGGCACUUCGUAUUUGGGACUUGAUUCAUUAUCAAAACCAAAUGGAAACGGCGUACAGCACAUUUCAUGACAAUCGUCCCAGUGCGUAUUUUUACACUCCGCCACCGGAAGGUCCCGAAAUUGUGUUUCUGAUCAUCAACCUGUUGAUUCUCUUCCUUCUUCUGCUAACUGUCGGCCUACUGAGUCUGUGGCAACUCUAUUAUGCAUGGCAGAAUGUCACAACAAUUGAGAGUUUCGAAAACGCCAAAAUUGAAGAACUAGUCCGCCGGGGCAAAAUUGCCAGCGAAGAUGUAUCCGCCUAUCCAUACGACUUGGGGGGAUAUCGCAAUCUUCAGUCAGUACUGGGCAAACGGUGGUGGCUAUGGUGGGUACCGCAGCGGACACCAGGGGACGGAAUUCAUCACGAAGUGAACAGCACCGCACUACGGCGUGUUGCUGAGGGACAUCCCAUACAGUGGCCUCCAAGAGCGUAUUUCGCUUACAAGAAAUAUCCACACGGGAAACCUCGAAAGGGUUCUCAGGAGGAUAGAAUCGAAAACAGUGUAUUUGGAAGCAGCCCGCGAGUUAGGCGGGGAAGUGAAGGGUACGUGGUUCGUGAAUGGACACCUGAGGAACGGAAGAGAAUGGUUGAAAUCGCAAUGCAUCGUGCCACCGUGGACGAGAAUAAAUUGAAGCCGCUUGUUGAUCUUGGAAAUACUCCUUUACCGCCUGUUGUAUCCAAAGACGCCGACUCGGCAUCAGAGUCAAGCGAUUGGACGGCAAGUAGUUAUGAUGAAUCUAGUGAAGAGGAGGACCAAGCAUCUACGGAAGAUAGCGACGAUGAGGUUCUCGGGCUGCGGCAGCGGAAAUAUCAGGAUCGGGAGGGAAAAGUCAUCGUCGAACCGUUAGACUAUGUGGAUGAUGGGGCGGUUGAGGUUGGGUGUACAGGAAGUGUGCAGAAACGUUAAGUAUCGAAGGAAACGUAGGAAAAGACUUUGAGGGUUAUCUAGUCAUGUAGAAGGGUUGAAGAGAGUUCCAUAGAGGUUGCAUCGACACGUUCUCAAAUAUGAACAUGCUGAGUAUCACGUAAAUAGGACUUCCACCAGUUUCACACAGUACUGUCAGUUCCAAAUGAUACCAAUGUCCUGGUCAGUUGAGUGAUGUACUUCG